Portunus trituberculatus (swimming crab) is the source of this 4229-nucleotide messenger RNA. RefSeq lists its product as uncharacterized. The transcript has 9 exons. The coding region runs from base 6 to 3866 and encodes 1286 amino acids. NCBI's taxonomy places the organism in Eukaryota, Metazoa, Arthropoda, Malacostraca, Decapoda, Portunidae. Gene Ontology annotation, molecular function: NAD+ binding. The record is from RefSeq and is a predicted model, not a curated record.
ACAGAAUGGAGGGCGAGGAGGGAGGGCCGCCCGCCGAGCCUCUGAGAAGAAAGGCGGCUACAGAGGCCACUAUUAACAUGAGCAAGAGAAAUGCCACCCGAAUGAAGAGAGUUUCAUCAAUUCUGCGCAAAAAGAAAGACUCACUCACCCUGGAUGACAGACAGGUGCUGGACGAAAAUGCCGAGCUGGUGGAGGAAUACCAUAAGAGGCAGCAGAAGAGAGCAAUGUGGCAGUCGCGGAAGACAGAACAAGAGGACACGGCUGAGGUUCUGCAGGUCAAGUGUGAGGAGCUGGCCCAGGCGAUUCAUGACUCUGAGUUCCUGGUGGCCUACACAGGGGCUGGCAUCUCCACGGCAGCCUCCAUCCCUGACUACCGAGGCCCCAAUGGUAUCUGGACUCGCCUGCAGAAGGGACAGGACAUUGGGCAUCACGACCUGUCAGCUGCUGAGCCCACCCUGACGCACAUGGCCCUCUCGACUCUCUACCACCAAGGAAUCGUGCAUCAUGUUGUGUCUCAGAACUGUGACGGCCUGCACCUGCGCUCUGGCCUGCCUAAGUCUGCUCUGUCGGAGGUGCACGGGAACAUGUACAUUGAGGUGUGCAUCCACUGUGUGCCGGCCAGGGAGUACGUGAGGACCAUGGACGUGACAGAGAAGACCUCCACCUUCAAGCACACCACUGGCCGCCGAUGCUACAGGUGUGGUGAGCCGUUAAUCGACACCAUCGUGCACUUUGGGGAGCGAGGGCGGCUGCGGUGGCCCCUCAACUGGCAGGGUGCUUGUCAGGCCGCCAAUGCUUGUGACACCAUCCUCUGCCUCGGCUCCAGUCUCAAGGUGCUGAAGAAGUACCCGUGGCUGUGGCAGAUGGGACGCUCACCCAAGAAGAGACCAAGACUGUACAUUGUCAACCUGCAGUGGACACCCAAGGACAAGGAUGCCACUCUCAAGAUUAAUGGCAAGUGUGACGAAGUGAUGGCGAGGGUGAUGAAGGCUCUGGGAUUCAAGUUACCACGUUACUCCAAGGCUAGUGACCCAAUCUUCACCUUGGGCACUCCCCUGCACCCUGCCGAGGCCAACACUGCCUCCCGCGCCUGCCUUGUACCACCGCAGGAGGGAGACGAGGAGGAGGAAGAGGAGGAGGAGGAGGAAGAGGAGCAGGAGGAGGAGGAGGAAGCGGAUGUGGAGAACAUGGAUGAGAAUGGUGAUGGACUUAAGGAGGAAGAAAGACUGGUGGAAGCGUCUGAGGAGAGUAGGAAGAGGAAACUGGAUGAGGUAGAAAGCACAAAGGUUGAAGUGAAGGAGGAGAAGUGUGAGGUGAAGGAGGAGAGUAAGGAGGACGUGAAGCCAAUCAAUGGACUUCACCUGCCCUGGGGAGUGGAAAAACAGCUUGUCGGUCGUGGGGAAGAUGGCACGAGUGAACCCAAAUACUUGAAAACUGAAGGCAGCGACUGUGAAAGCAAACCAGUGAUGGAGGCCAAGCAGGAGGUGAAGGAGGAGGUGGAGCUUGUGCCUGAGAUCAAGGAGGAGGUGGAGAUGGAGGAUGUGAAGGAGACGGAGACUUUGAGUGAGGCGGGGAGUCGGGAGUUUGACAUGGAGGCUGAUGAGUUAGCGGAGAGCAGUCUGAAGGAGGAGGAGGAGCAGGAGGAGGCAGGACAGCAGGGCACCACGGACGAUGAAGUGAAGAGUGAGGUUAUGGAGAGUGAUGGUGAUGAUGGCGAUGACGGUGAUGAUGGUGAUGAGGACUUCCACACAUCAGACAUGGAGGGAGAGCCUUGGGAACACACACCAGACACCGACAUGGACAUCAAUGACAUCACUUCCCCAAAAAGCAGUGUCAGUUGCUGCUCGGAUUCUGAAUCGAGCGAGAAAGGUGAGGACUGCGCCACCGAGGACUCCGACACACCAGACCACCCCAAGGACAACCAGGUGGAUUAUUUCAAGCUUGCCUAUGCCUCCACCAAUGUCCAGAUGGCUCGGCAGGGCCAGGCACUCCUGAAACAGAACGACUUUUACGGCACCGGCCUCUGCAUCAGGUCCUUUGUGAACUACCCCAAGGCCGGAGUGAAGGUGGCGGGCAGCGGGUGCAGCCGAGAGGUGGCCAAGGGCCCCAGGAAAAGAGAAUGUGAGGCGAGGAGUGAAGUGUCUGUGCCCAGUGUUGAGGAUCAUGAUGGCUCUAGUCUUCCCAGUGAACUCCCCAGCCACUGCCAGUCCUCAGAGGCACUCAGCUCCAGUGACAGCAGUGACGGCCCCUGCCAGUGUGUGGGUCAGGCAAUGUCCUCUUCUUCCAGUGGUGGUGGUGGUGGUGGUGGUGGUGUUGGUAGUGAUGGUGAGUCUCCCUCUAGUUGUAGCAAGUGUCAGAGUGGCACCAAGUGUGGUGGGUCAGUGUCCCCCGGCGUGGUGUCUGUGGUGGGUGGUGUGGUGGAGGUGGGUGCAAUGGACAAGGAGAGGGUGAGGGACUUACAGGUUGGAGACACGAGUGAGUCUGAAAACGCAGUGAGUCAAGACUUGAGUGGUGAGAAGGUGGUGGUGAGGGCGAACAGUGUGCUGUGUGGCAGGGGACUUGAUCUCACCCCUGGCAUGGCCGCCGAUGGGAGUUUCCUGCUGCGGACGCGCAUUGUGGACGGCAUCAUCACCACCACGUGUGUGGAGGCCACGGACAAACAGGACGGGCCGGCUGGCAUCCCAUACUUCACAGGCCCGGCGGCCCGCAAGGCUCCCACUGCCUGCUCCUCCCAGGGCGAUGUGGCCCGGGUAUCUGUGCCGUGCCUCAGCCUCCGCCAGAAGGCCCUGGUGCCGGCCAACAAGUCAGCCAUCUACAUUGACAACUCUGUGUCCAAGGCGCACGUCAAGGCCCUCACGGAGCACCUGCAGUGCCAGCGCUCCAGGGCAAAGUUUUCCUCUGAGCUGAGCACGGCUGACAGUGCUGAGCUCAAGUCCAUUUGGUACCAGAGCUUCUGUGGCCCCAGCAAGGACAGCCUCAGUGCACUCACUGUCAUGAUGGAGAUGAAUGACUGCAGCCUGGGCAGGCAGGGCUUCCGCUCCAAGACGUCUGAGCUGUUCUCCGGCUCACAGAAGUCCAGCUCAGUCAUCCUCAAGAACAUCUGUGCCGAGGCAGUGAGUGACAGCGCGGCACAGCACCGCAGCUCCCCCAAGGCUCUCAAGGGCUCCGAUGACGACAAUGUCAAGUGCAUCUGGUUCUGGGGGUUUGACAGCAGUGCGGAGGGGAAGGAGAAGGGCGUGGCGGCGGCGGCAGCAGCAGUGGCCGGCCCAGCAGAGAGUGGCGUCCUGGAGGCUGACCUGCCGGCGGAGAACGGCGAGGACUGCCACCCCAUACGGAGGAUAACACGCAGCAGAACCAGAGCCUCGAGUGACGCCUCCAGCCAGCAGCAGCCACAGGAGGAGGAGGCAUUCAGGUGCCACUGCAGUGGCAGCAACCCAGAGCUGUGUCGCAUAGCCAGCCUGCGGCCGUCACAGGGGCGCUGCGACGAGACCAUCCAACGGGCGCGGGACAUCAUCCGACGGAGACGCACGGUGAACUAUCGCCGGUACGAGCCGGUGUUUGAGAAGAAGCUCACUAGUCUAACCUAUGAGAGAACCAGAGCUAAACGCAAGUCAAAGUUUGAGUUGCCAGUGCCAGUGACGACAACACACCACAAGGAGGAGGAGGAGGAGGAGGAGAACCAUCACCAACACCACCACCACAACCACCACCACCACCACCUGUCUGAAGGGGACAAGGAGGAGGAGCACAAGGCGAGUGACGGGGAGGAGUGCAGGGACAAGGACGAGAAGGGAGAGAGGAAGUUUGUCCCCGGGUGGUAUGGCAAGGGACUGAGGAAAGGCAUGAAGAAGAAGUCAAGAGUGUGAGGAUGGGAGUCAGUAGCCAGUGUGUCAAUAUUCUCAUUAACUGUUGUUGCGUUAGGAGUAGAGAGUGUUAGAGGGAUUCAUGUCUCACCUGAACCUUGCAUGAAGAUGUGGUGAGAUGGUAAAUGCCUGAGAGACUAGACAUGCAAGAGAGAAAGAGAGAGAGAGAGAGAGAGAGAGAUUGUUGUGUGUGUGUAUGAGAGAAUGACAGUGUAUAUGAGAGAGAGAGAGAUUAUGUAUCUUGGAGAGAGGAGAGAGAAAAAAUGAAUAUAUGUUUCUGUAAGGGAUAAAUUAUGCACAUGAGAGAGAAAAUCAGAGAGAAAGUUAAUUGUGUGUGUGUGUGUGUGUGAGUGUGUUUGUGUAUUU